This is a messenger RNA of Pteropus alecto (black flying fox), 1374 nucleotides long. RefSeq names its product serpin family A member 9 (gene SERPINA9). Gene Ontology annotation, molecular function: serine-type endopeptidase inhibitor activity. The record is from RefSeq and is a predicted model, not a curated record. Gene Ontology annotation, biological process: negative regulation of endopeptidase activity. Lineage: Eukaryota; Metazoa; Chordata; Mammalia; Chiroptera; Pteropodidae. The coding region runs from base 1 to 1374 and encodes 457 amino acids. The transcript has 5 exons.
AUGUUUCGAGAAGGAAGAACAGUUGGCGACUCCCUGGGCAUGGGGAAGGAGGGUGACGAAAGAGCACAGAGUGGUCGUCAGUCUUCUCACUCGGAUGACAGCAUGGACUUACUUCGUUCCAAAAUGGCAUUUUCCUUUUAUCGAGUUUUCUUAGUCAUUAGCCUCUGUGCGCCAAUCUAUUGUGUGUCCCCAAUCAGUCCCCCUAGCAAAGGAUCCCCCCGCCCUCUCUUCACAAAGAGCAGCCCCGCUGCCUGGGUGUCUUCCAGCAACACCAACUUUGCCUUCCGCCUGUACCAGAGACUGGUUUUGAAGACCCCGAGUCAGAAUGUCUUCUUCUCUCCCGUGAGUGUCUUGACCUCCCUGGGCAUGCUCUCCCUUGGGGCCCGCUCAGCCACCAAGACCCAGAUCCUUCAAAGCAUGGGGUUCAACCUCACACACACGCCGGAGUCCACCAUUCACCAGAACUUCCAGCAUCUGGUCCACUCACUCAGCAUCCCCAGCAAAGAUCUAGACUUGAAGAUGGGGAGUGUCCUCUUCAUUGAAAAGGAGCUGCAGCUGCAGACAAAUUUCUUGGACAAUGUCAAGAGUCUGUAUGAGUCAGAAGUCUCUUCUACAGAUUUUUCCAACCCUUCUACUGCCCAGGAAAAGAUCAAUAGCUAUGUGGAGAAGAAAACCAAAGGGAAGGUUGUAGACUUAAUCCAAGGCCUUGAACCUCUGACAGCCAUGGUCCUGGUGAACUACAUUUUCUUUAAAGCCAAGUGGGAGAAGCCCUUUGAUCCUAUGUAUACGAUUCAGAGAUACCCAUUCCUGGUGGGCAAGAGGACGGUGAUGGUCCCAAUGAUGCACCAGACGGAGCGAUUUUCUUUCGUGGUGGAUCCGCAGCUGAAUUGCUCUGUGCUGCAGAUGGACUACAGUGGAGACACCGUGGCCUUCUUUGUCCUCCCCGGCCAGGGCAAGAUGAAGCAGCUGGAACAAGCUUUGUCAUCUAGAACAUUGAGGAGGUGGAGCCACUCACUCCAGAAGAGGUGGAUAGAGGUGUUCAUUCCAAAGUUUUCCAUUUCUACCUCCUACGACCUGGUAACCAUCCUCCCAAAGAUGGGCAUCCGGGAUGCCUUCGACAAAAAUGCCGAUUUUUCUGGAAUCACAAAGAGGAACUCCCUGAAGGUUUCCAAAUUUGCCCACAAGGCUGUGCUAACCAUCAGUGAGGAGGGUACUGAGGCUGCAGCUGCCACGGCCACCAAGCUCACGCUCCGGUCAAAGGACAACUCUUCUCAGUCCGUCCUCUUUAACAGAUCCUUCCUGCUGCUAGUGAUCGACAGAGCCACGGAGACCGUGCUCUUCCUAGGGAAAGUUGAAAAUCCCACCAAAUCCUAG